AUUAAAAAAAAAAAAAGGGAGCUCUCGCUCCUUCCCGCCGCCAUCGCGCUGUGUGCGCUUACCUCUUCCCCGCCAUGUCUUCUCACAAGACUUUCAGGAUCAAGCGAUUCCUAGCCAAGAAACAAAAACAGAACCGUCCCAUUCCCCAGUGGAUUCGGAUGAAAACUGGUAAUAAAAUCAGGUACAAUUCCAAGAGGAGACACUGGAGAAGAACCAAGCUGGGUCUGUAAGGAAUCGCACGGAGAUGGCGCGCAUAUUUAUGCUGUAUUGAGAUCAGUAGCAUCUACCAUGUCAGUAAAAACAUCACUGCUUUGUGGACUUGUGUUCUCUUGGUACACCUCUGUACCUGGCUCUGUAAUAAAUAUGUGAGCUGUUUAAAAAAAAAAAAAAAAAG
This is a messenger RNA of Talpa occidentalis (Iberian mole), 394 nucleotides long. RefSeq names its product 60S ribosomal protein L39. Bases 75 to 230 code for a protein of 51 amino acids. Lineage: Eukaryota; Metazoa; Chordata; Mammalia; Eulipotyphla; Talpidae. The transcript has a single exon. Gene Ontology annotation, biological process: translation. Gene Ontology annotation, cellular component: cytosolic large ribosomal subunit; ribosome. The record is from RefSeq and is a predicted model, not a curated record. Gene Ontology annotation, molecular function: structural constituent of ribosome.